UUCGCCACAUACCAUUGCCCGGUGUUCCUCGUAUUUUUUAAGAAAAAGGCAUCCCCAAAUUUCCACAAUGGCAAGUAAUGAAGACAAACCGGUGGCGAAAGAGGAUGAGAAUGCUGGAAGCUGGAAAGAUUCUAUCUUCAACCCAAGGACCGGAGAGUUUUGUGGGCGCACAGCGAAGAGCUGGGGCCUCAUUCUCCUGUUCUACCUGGUGUUCUAUGCGUUCCUGGCUGGGAUGUUCGUCCUCACCAUAUGGGUCAUGCUGCUGACACUGGACGACUAUGUGCCAAAGUACCGCGACCGGGUGCCACACCCAGGGUUGGUCAUCCGGCCCAAGCAAUUGGACAUGCUGUUUAACAGAUCCCAACCUCUCCAGUUUGCCCCGUAUGUCCAGACCUUAGAGUCUUUCCUGCAACAUUACAAUGACACGGAGCAGGAGAGGAAUGUGGCGUGCGCGGCGGGGGGCUACUUUGAGCAGGAGGGCGAGGUGGGCGAGCAGAGGAAGGCGUGUCAGUUCAAGAGGAGCGAUUUGAGCCUCUGCUCCGGCCUGUCCGACUCCACGUUCGGUUACACUGAGGGGAGACCCUGUGUCCUCCUCAAAAUGAAUAGGAUCAUUGGGCUGAAGCCGCGCGGCGAUCCCUAUGUCAACUGCACAGCAAAGAGGGACACCCCCAUACAGAUGCAGUACUUCCCUAGUGAGGGGCGCUUCGAUAAAAUGUAUUUCCCUUACUACGGCAAUAAGCUUCAUGAGAGGUAUGUGCAGCCCCUGGUUGCGGUUAAGCUGUUGCUGAACAAGGACGACUACAACACAGAGCUGACCAUCGAAUGCCGGAUCGAAGGGUCUGACUUGCGCAACAACGACGAUCGAGACAAGUUCCUGGGCCGUGUCACCUUCCGAAUCACAGUCAAAGAGUAGGGAGUAGCGAGGAGGAGGCUAGUGUGGAGAAAUGUG
Messenger RNA from Salvelinus namaycush (lake trout), 949 nucleotides. Its product is annotated as sodium/potassium-transporting ATPase subunit beta-3-like. Lineage: Eukaryota; Metazoa; Chordata; Actinopteri; Salmoniformes; Salmonidae. Gene Ontology annotation, biological process: potassium ion import across plasma membrane; intracellular sodium ion homeostasis; sodium ion export across plasma membrane. Gene Ontology annotation, cellular component: sodium:potassium-exchanging ATPase complex. Gene Ontology annotation, molecular function: ATPase activator activity. The transcript is spliced from 7 exons. The coding region runs from base 68 to 913 and encodes 281 amino acids. The record is from RefSeq and is a predicted model, not a curated record.